Molecule: messenger RNA, 2634 nt
Organism: Folsomia candida
Lineage: Eukaryota; Metazoa; Arthropoda; Collembola; Entomobryomorpha; Isotomidae
Product: 5'-nucleotidase-like
Exons: 11
Coding region: 50-2245 (731 amino acids)
Biological process (GO): AMP catabolic process
Cellular component (GO): plasma membrane
Molecular function (GO): 5'-nucleotidase activity
Source: RefSeq, a predicted model, not a curated record
CAUUUAAUUAAUUGUUUAGUCUUCUCCGAGCUGAAAGCAGCAUACAAAAAUGGGGGCUAGAUCUAAAUCUCUGGGAAUUUUAUUGUUCGCAACAUUGGUGCAAGCAAUUAAAGCGGAACAAAUUCGGAUAGGGUUUACUCAUUACAACGACAUUUUAGGACAGUAUCAGAGCUUCAAAGAGAACAAUGGGGAAAUUCAGCCAUGUGACAAAAUUACAGAUGUCGGCUGUUCUGCUGGCGUCGCAAGACUGAUGGGCCAUGUCAAGUCCAUAAAAGAAAACGAUUUUGGAGCAAUACAUGAAAGUUCCAAAUUUUUAGUAACGCCAGGAAAUAUUAUUUCGGGAGAACAUGGGUGGCUCUCCCUCUUGUCAGGGACUUAUGGAUGGGACGAUCCUUAUGAAGAAAUGGGCGAAACUUUGCAGUCAAGGUGGACAGGCUAUUUUUAUGAUACCAACUACUUCAGGCCGAAUGUUACGUCCUUAGGGCUCAAAGAAUUUGAAGGAGGACUCUCCAAUUUGCUCACAUUCCUCAAAGCUGCAGAAAUACGUCCCAUAGUGUCCAACAUAAAUUGCAGGGCACAGUACACGACGGACGAAGAAAGGGAAUUUUGUACCCUGGUGGAUAAUCAUCAAAAGGUCACAAUUUCAUCUUCUGAUGGGUACAAAAUAGGAUUCGUUGGCUAUGUCAAUCCACUUGUUGUUCAUUUAUCAGAACCAGGGCAAUUGGAAUUUAUUGAAGUAGUGUCUGCCGUGUCUCAAGUUGUCGAGACGGAGUUAUCAGACGUUGAUGUCGUAAUAGCUAUUGGAUCUGGAUCUGUUGACACUGCAAAGAGAAUACUUGACGGUGUCCCGAAAUUAAAAUUAAUUCUUCUUGGCGAUACCGCCGACAAUGUUGAAGGAGAAUACCCUUUGCAAUAUGGAGAAAAAUUCAUUGCCACUGCAGCAAAAUACGGAAAAUCCAUUGGAAAAUUAGAGCUUGAAGUGGAAACUACAACUGGAUCAGUUGGGGUAAUUUCCACGAAUUCUAGAGUUGUUCAGAAUAACGAUGCUGUACAAUAUGAUACUGAUGGUGAUAGUAAAAUUGAGAGCAUGUCAUCAACUACCAAAAGUGUCGGUGCCAAGAAUGUCAUCCUGUUAAAAAAGAACUUGGAUGAUUCGCAACAAUGCAAAAACAAGGAGUGUACACUGGGCAGGUUGAUUGCAGAUGCAAUGGUCCAUUGCGCUUUCAAAAAUGUGACUUCGGCUCCCUCAGAGCUCAUUGGCCUGUGGCAUUCUGGAGGGUUCUCAGCUCGAGACUACACUGAAUCUUCUAUCCUUCAAAUUUCAAAUACAAGAAAAUUCCUCCCGUACCAGAACAGUGCUGUUUUAGUCACUGUAAAUGGGACUAUUUUGAAGACAAUGUUCGAGUCAAGUGCAACAGGGAUCUCAGAACCUCCAAGACCUGAUUGGGGACAGUUUCUACACGUUUCACGUGGUGUCGAAGUUCAAUACAAAUUCAAUACACAAGCUGGAACGUAUUUAGUAAAGUCUCUGAAAGUUCUUCAGAAGGACCCUGUAACUGGUGGCUUUGUGAUAAAGGACGUUGAAGAUUCAGUUAAUUAUCAUGCUGUCAUUCCCAGUUUCUUGUAUAAUGGUCGAAGCGCAUUUUACUUUUUGCCUGGUACCUUUGGUAAAGUUGGAAAUAUUGAUAAAAUCGACAUAGGGAAAGAUUAUCAGUGUCUUGAUGGCUAUUUGCAAGCACUUGGUGUUUUGGGCUACAACGCGGAACAUGAUCGAAUACUAAUUGAAGGUGACGAGCAUGACGAUGGUUCCACGACGAGUGCUCCUAUUAUCACAAGUCCCCCAAGCACAAGUACUACGACGACAGCACCUCCGACUACCGUUGACAGCACAACAAUUGGUGAUAUCCACACGAAAACCGAAGCCAGCACUACAACUACUACGGCUGCUUACCCUGAAACUGAAACUACUUCGGAGGCUGCCGUAAGAAGCACCACGCCUGACGCCUCUCAAGUGAAAGACGCUGAAUGUGGGGCUUAUUACUAUGAUCCAAGGACCAUACUUGAAUUGUCUUUGGCAACUUCUGGUCUUACAGUAAUAUUCCUCACCUCCAUUUCCAUCAUAGUGACUGGAAUUUAUUUAAUGCUUAACCGUAAGGGAAGAGCGACCAGUGCUCGCUCAGCAGACGACUGGUCACAAUUAAAUAAUGACCAAAUUACAAUUAUUAGUCAGCCAACAAAGAACUAGCAGUUGCGCUACAUAUACAAGCUACACAUAUAAUUAUUAUCAGCAUAAAGUUAUUUAUGAAUGAGCCAAUUAAAAAAUAUAUACGUCACACGAGCACAAUGCCGAAACAACAGGAAAUAUUUUCUCCAGCAACAUGGCUAUAGUUUGGUCGGAUUAAUCACACAGUUCGUAAAAUCAGCAACAUUGUCGGACCCUUCCUAUUAACGACGAGUUAUUAACACGCCCAUGUUCUUAAUGACCCUUCACUCCACUUCACAACAGCCUGCACUCACACACAUGUUUAAUGCCAAACUCGUAAACUUUUAAGGUUUUCACUACAUCCUGCAAAAUGAUGGUUCUCUUGCGUGUUUAGAUGCCGAGUACAAUAAAAUAUAAAACAACAAAGUACG